AUGUUUUCAGACGAGAAGAAAACACCAUUCGCGACCAUGUCGACAAACAGGACUGUGGCCAAUCAGUCAGGAAUUCAGACCGAAAUGCCAGACAAGACCGAACAGACCACUGCCAUUGUUACCUCCGACGAUCGGGUUCCUCUCGAAGAAGAGCGCGACCCCGGUGAGUGGGCCGCUCUCGAAAAAAGGGUCCGAUGGAAAGUCGACCUGCGCCUCUGCUCCAUCGCCGGCCUGCUUUGCAGCCUCAAUUUGUUAGAUUCGGGCAUUCUCUCAUCAGCGGCCGUCACCCGCAUGCUCUCCGAUCUUGAUCUGGACCAGGGCAAUAGGUACUCGGUGUCCAUCUUCAUAUUCACCAUCGCCAGCGUCGUCUUCCAAUUGCCUUGCACCAUUGCCGUGCGAUUAGUUGGUCCACGCCUCUGGUUCGCAAUGAUCACCUUCGUCUUCGGCCUGCUGACCCUCUGCACCGCGUUCAUUCACACCUGGCGCCAGAUGAUCGCCCUGCGUGUGCUGCUCGGCAUCGCCAUGUCCGGCAUCUACCCGGGCCUGACCUAUCUCAUCAGCGCAUGGUACCCCCGGCGAGAGCAGCAGCUUCGAUUCGCGUUCCUUCAAUCGGGUGAGGUGACCAUUCUCGCCACAGGCACCUUGGUCAAUUUCGGUCUCAACCACUUGGACGGCCGCGCCGGCCUGGCCGGCUGGCGCUGGAUGUAUCUGGUCCAGGGCCUGAUAAGCUGCGUCCUGGGCAUCGCCACGUAUUGGUGGAUGGUAGAUUUCCCCGAACACUCGCAUCGCAGCUUUUGCUUUCUCACCGAGCGGGAAGCGCGCGUGGCUGCGCGGCGCAUCCAGGACGACCGCGCGGAUUUGGUUCCGGAGCCAUUCUCGUGGCCCCGUGUGCUCAGCAAUUUCCUGGAUCUCAAGAUCUACGGGUUUGCAUGCAUGUUCUUUUUGCUGAAUUUGGUGUCGACGGCGCUGUCUUAUUUCCUGCCGAUCAUUUUGCAGUCCGGAAUGGGCUUCUCGUCGAAUGACUCCAUUCUCCUUUCCACUCCCCCAUAUUACUACGCCGUAAUCCCCGUGCUGCUUACCUCUCUAAUCGGUGAUUAUUACCGCAUGCGCGGGCCCCUGAUCACGUUCAACGCGCUGUGUAUCAUCGCCGGCUUUCUCAUGUUCGGUCUCCCUGCCUCCACGCAAGUGACGGUGCGCUAUGUGGGGACGUUCCUGGCGACAGGGGCCUACAUUUCGAACUGGGCUGCUCUGAACGCGUUUCAAGCCAACAAUGUCACGGGCCAGUGGAAGCGCGCUGUCACAUCUGCCGCCGUGACGGCAUGCAAUGGGCUUGGUGGUGUUGCCGGGAGUUACAUCGUCCGCUCCCAAGAGGCGCCAGAGUACCAAACCGCCGUUUGGGUGUCUGUUGGUUCUCACAUCCUUCUGAUUACUGUUGUGGGCGCUUUCACGCUCUAUUUUUACAUUGCCAAUCGGCAGCAGAGGCGAGGCUUGAAAGUGAUUGAGGGCGUGCCUGGUUUCCGGUACACCUAUUAA
Molecule: messenger RNA, 1533 nt
Organism: Penicillium macrosclerotiorum
Lineage: Eukaryota; Fungi; Ascomycota; Eurotiomycetes; Eurotiales; Aspergillaceae
Product: putative MFS transporter
Exons: 4
Coding region: 1-1533 (510 amino acids)
Biological process (GO): transmembrane transport
Cellular component (GO): membrane
Molecular function (GO): transmembrane transporter activity
Source: RefSeq, a predicted model, not a curated record